GAAAUAAUUAAUGAAUUAAUUGUUUAAAUAAUUGGCCCAAAAAAAAAAAGAAAAAGAAAGAAAUAAACAGACCCUUGAGAAAUGGAAUUGACAAGAUUUACGUGUUUAUUCUUAACUGUAACAGUAUUAGUGUAUGGAAAUGUGAAUGUAAACAAAAGUGUUAGUUGUCAACUUGAUACAACUGAACGUAAACAAAUGAAUGUUGAACCAAUAAAUGGAACAUGUUUACGUGAUAUUGUUUUACAAUUGUCUGAUGUAUUUCUUUCUAUUACUAAAGAGGAACUUGGUAUACCAAUUUUUCUACAAGUACUUGACAAUUUAGAAUUUUCAAAUGUCACUAAUAAUGUCGAAUGUACAUUGAAUACAUUAGUAAAGAAAUUAAAUAACAAAUUAUUAUCUCAUAUUGAUCUAUUAAAACAAAGUAAUCAAAUAAUAGAACCUAUUUUAUUAAAAAAACAAAUUUUAUCUAUUUAUAAUGAAGAAGAAGAAGAAGAUGAGAACAAUAUUAAAAAUAAUCAAAAUAAAGCAUCAGAUAUAUGUUCUGAUAUUACAACAGAAUUAACUACAAAAUUGAAGGAUCAAGGAUGGAAAAAUUUACAUGUAUUACCAUUGUAUCCACCAGCAAGAAUAUGUGGUCCACCUAGUUUGGUACAUAAUAUUGGACCAUUAUUGUUAUCUCGACAUUGUUCAGCAAAAAAUAUUAUUUUAUUAUUAGAACAUGGUACAUUUGUAACAGAAGAAGAUCUUAUUUUGAUUCAAAUAACUGCCAAAACAAUAAUUGAUAUGUUAUCUGAGAAUGAUUAUGUUACUGCAAUUGGUCUUGCUGGAAAUGGUUUUGUAUUUUGUAAAGAUGGUCUUAUGAAAGCAACUGAUAUUAAUAAAUAUCAAUUAGGACGUCAUAUUGAUAGUCUUAUCAGAAAAGGAACCAAUCAGAGUAUAAAUAUUGAUUUGAAUGCAUUGACACAAAAUAUACAAGGAGAAGUCAUUCUUUUACAUUUGACUAAUACUUUAAAAGAUCCAUCUAAUGCACAAGAGAUUUUACAAAAAUUAUCAGAUUUGCAAUUAAUUACAUAUUGGAGAACUAUACUUGUUCUUUCAGAUCAAGGAAAAUAUAUCAGUAUUAAAGAUACAUUAAAAAAUGACAGUAUUAUAACUCUACCAACUCAAAAUAUUCUUGGAUUUGAAAUAUCAAGAUUAUUCUCUGGUAUAAAAUGUUCCCAUAAUGAGAUAAAGGAAUAUUAUCUCUCAGAUCCAUAUUUUGAGCCAUACAAUAAAAUGAUGUCCACGUCUAUUGGAUUAAUUACAAAUAAUACAUUAUUGUAUUUAGAUGUAACGUUAAAAGAUUUUCUAGAUGAUUUAACAUACCUUAAUAUUGGUCCAAAUGCUUACGCCAUAUUAUUUGAUAAUAAAGAAAUAGUAUGGAUUCAUAAAGAUUUUCCACGAAUGGAAAUGAUAAUGGAACAACCAAUUAAAGUAUAUUUACAAGAUAUUGAAAAUAUAAGUAACGAAAUUGUAACGAAAAUGAUUAAAAAUGACGAAGGUCUUAUUGAAGUUCAAAUUGAUGAAAAUAAAAAGAAAAGAUAUAUAUGGAAACAUUUAACAUAUAAAGAUUUAAUAUUGUGCUUGGUAUCUAUAAAUGAUGAAAUAACGGUAUCUAUAAUAAAAAAUAUACCAACGUUAUCGAAAAAUUUAUUAUACCAUUCUCAUGAUCUUAUAUCACAUGGUACUAUCAACAAAGAUGUAUUGUGCGUUCAUCAAAAUAACAUCGUAGCAUUAUCUAGUGGAGUGGUAUAUCUUUCACCAUGGUGUUUCCAAUCUCCUAUGGAACAACUUAAAUUAUUAGAAACAAAUUCAGGUGUAACUGUACAAAGUUUUAUGGCAUAUAUCAAAGAUUUGACAGGAUUGCUGGCUAAUCCAGGUUUACAUCAUUCUGUUAGACCAGAUGUUGUAACAUUAAGCAAAGCUUUAGAACAUUUUCAAAAAAGACAUAUAGAAAGUUCAAUUAAUAAAUUUAUUAUUAGAAGAUAUAUUAUUGCUACUACCAGCGGUGCUUUGGAAGUAUUUCCAGGAAUAAUUAUAGAUUCUGGUUUAGAUCCAAAGCGUAGAACUUGGUAUAAGAAAUCUUUAAAGUAUCCAGGAAAAGUUGUUUUUACUGGACCAUAUUUAGAUGCUGGUGGUUCAGGCUAUGUUGUAACAUUAAGUCAUACAAUUCAACAUUCAAUGUAUGGGAAUAAUAAUGAUGACACAGUUAUAGCAGUAAUGUCAAUGGAUGUUACAAUGGGAUAUAUCUCUAGACUUCUUAUAGAAAUGUUUCCAUUUUGUAAAGAUUCAGCGAUGAAGUGUUUUUUAAUGGACGAUAUGGGCUAUUUGGUAUCUCAUCCAUCAUUAUUACAACCAACGAGUAAAGUUGAACAACAACAUUUAACGCAUAAAGAACAAUUAAUUGCCAAUGACAUAUUAAAUCAAGAAUAUUUUGUAAAGAAAAAGACAUGCGCUAAUUACUUGGAUGGCACUGUACAAAGAUAUUAUCAUUUUAACACUUCUUUACAUGAAGUUUUAACAAAUACGGUACACGGAGAACACUGUAUAAAAUAUCAAAUAGCUGCAAUACCUAAUACUAACAUAUUUCUUGGAAUUGUUAAUGUUACAUGCAACUCUUCAAGAGCUUUUUGCCCAUGUAGCACAACAGAUCGUUUAUGUUUAAACUGUCGAAGAAUGGAACAAACUGAAUGCGAAUGUCCAUGCGAAUGUUCCUUGUAUUCUUCAAGUUGUGUACAGCAUAAAAUUAACUUAGAAGCAUGUCCACCUCCAUCCGAACAAGUUGUACAUUUACCACAUUCUUGGUCAUUGCAUUUAAAUAUUAAAUCCUGUCCCUCUUUCGAUUGUAAAAUAUUUAAAACAGAGGAAGAAUGUUUGGGUAUUGUAGGCUGUCAAUGGUGUCAUGUUGAUAUUGACGGUGUAACUUCUUUGCAAAAUCCAUUUUGUUCUGAUAUGUUUACAUGUUUUAAAGGCAGCUUUGGAACUCCAAUACCUUACAAUGAUGAAACUCAUGAUUCUCAAUCAGCAGAAGAAAUUGUAGUUCGUGAAUUUUCAUCAGUUGGACCAGUCGCAGGUGGCAUACUUGCUUUUAUCUUAAUUUUAGGUGUUACGUUGUGUUGUUAUAGGUUACGCUCUAUGCAAUCUGAUUUGGAACAUCAAUGUUUGCAUAUGCAAAUUUCACCUGACGUUUUACAUAUGACACAUUUAGAAGGUGAUGCAGAACCUUUGGAACCUGACCAAACAAAACAUAAUUUAGAUUCUUUUAUAAGAGAUGCUAUUGCACCUAUAUCACCUUAUAGAGUUUCAACUAAUUAUAAGAGACCUGGUGGGGAUAGUGAUCAUGGUUACAGUACUAUGACACCUCAUGAUGAUUCAGAACAACAGAUAUUUACAGAACCAAUGUUAAUUGUUAGUUCUAAUGUCGAAUUUAAUAAUACGAAACGAUCUAACAGUUUACCAGCGCCAACAACAAAUUUAGGGCCUUCACAUUACAUUUUAGCACCUGUUACUGUUCAUAGUAACAUGGAAACAAAUUGUUGCUAAAUUAAUCUAUUACAUUAUCUUAAUCAUCUUAUUAACAUACUUUCAUUAUCAUUGCCAUUAGUAUAAAUAUUAAAUAUUAAGUAUAACAAAGACUAUCCUCAAAUUUCAUAUGUUUUACAAUAUAUUGCAAUUACUUGCCCAAUAAGU
Molecule: messenger RNA, 3729 nt
Organism: Polistes dominula (European paper wasp)
Lineage: Eukaryota; Metazoa; Arthropoda; Insecta; Hymenoptera; Vespidae
Product: VWFA and cache domain-containing protein 1
Cellular component (GO): voltage-gated calcium channel complex
Molecular function (GO): voltage-gated calcium channel activity
Source: RefSeq, a predicted model, not a curated record